This is a messenger RNA of Anthonomus grandis grandis, 2377 nucleotides long. RefSeq lists its product as uncharacterized. Gene Ontology annotation, biological process: monocarboxylic acid transport; transmembrane transport. Lineage: Eukaryota; Metazoa; Arthropoda; Insecta; Coleoptera; Curculionidae. The record is from RefSeq and is a predicted model, not a curated record. Gene Ontology annotation, molecular function: monocarboxylic acid transmembrane transporter activity. The transcript is spliced from 10 exons. The coding region runs from base 190 to 2133 and encodes 647 amino acids.
AUUUUUAACAGAUAACCUAUCAUUUUCCGUCUGACUUCGGUAAAAGCUUUAUUGGAUAAAUGCGUAUAUUUUUAGGACCUGAGGUAUUCGAAAUCCAUUUAGUAGUAGCGUGUAUUUUUAUAGUUUUAGAGUAUAGGUUAUGAAGUGUAACAUUUAAUCCACUGUAUAUAGACAACAUAUAAAAGAAAAAUGGAUACCCCAAAAGAGCACACAGAAAACGAAAUAAAAAACGAUAAACCGAAGGUUGUCAUAUCAGAACAUAAGCCACGCAAAAGACGUUUACAAGUGGGAGAUCCCGAUUUCGCCCCGCCAGAUGGAGGUUGGGGUUGGCUGAUUGUCUUCGCAUGCGGAUUUAGUAAUUUAAGUACGUUUCCAAUGUUCCAACAAUUUGGUUUAGUAUUUAGGCAAAGAUUUAAAGAGUUAGGGAUCUCAUCGGCACAGACGACUUCGGUGAUAAAUAUGAAUUCAGCCUUUAAUGCUGGCAUGGGAUUGAUAAACGGUCCGUUAUUUAAAAAAUUCAGCUACCGAAAAGUAGCAAUGUUCGGAUCACUUCUGGUGGCCACCUCAUUAUUUUUAUGCCGUUUCUGUGAUAGCUUUUGGGGCUAUAUGAUCCUUUACUCGGCAUGUUACGGCUCUGGUAUCGGUAUAACACAAUCGUCAAACGCCCUGGCCCUAAACACGUAUUUCAAAGAAAAAAGACGAAUUGCCACGGGAUUCUCGUGGACCACAACUGCCCUGGGGCCCAUUGUUUGGCCGUAUAUUAUUGUGGUCCUGAACUCUCUUUACGGGAUAGAGGGGACCCUACUUAUAUUCUCUGGAUUCGCCCUUCACGCUUUUGUUUGCUCUUUGCUACUUCAACCUGUUGAGUGGCACACGAAGUUUAAGGAAUCAGAUCCAGAAUCUGCUGCUCUAAUUGAAAACGCCCAAUCAGAAGUUCAAACGAAGGCCAAAAACGAAUGGACAAAAAUCAGGAAAAAUUUAAGCUUUUUCUCUAGUCAGUACCUGCACAAUGAAGACGACCCUGUGCAUACAGGUUAUGAAAUCAUGGAUCCUGGUACACCCAUGAUGCUUAAAUCGAACGAUGGAUGGUAUUCAAGAUCAAAUAUGGGAUCCAGACAGUCACUGGCCUCCAGCAAGAGCUAUAAACGGUUAGACUCAGUAGGCUCUAAACCUGGAUCAAAACCGAUAUCUGCUAAACCAUCAAUUACCAAUCUACCAGAAUUUGGUCGUGAUCGCUCAAACUCUCAAGCCCAAGUCAAAAGAAAACAUUCCCAAAUUAAUAAGCCAACCAUCACUGAGGAGAUAGAGCCUGAUCAAAGCUCAGAAGACCAUAACCAGCUUCUUAAAGAGAACAAAAUUCUUCAAGAGGCGGUUGAACUCUUAAACCAUCAAUACGAAGAGAAAAAGCAGCAGCAAGAAAACUACGAAACUAGUAAAGAGAUUGUAGAAGACAAAAAAGAUGAAGCAUUAAGCAUAUGGAAGAAAAUCUUAAUAUUUUUCGAUUUCGAGUUGUUUAAAGAUACCACAUACGUCAACCUUAUGUUGGGGAUAACGAUAGCUAACUUUGCAGAACUGAACUUCUCCAUAUUAACUCCAAUGGUGCUGCAAGAAUUUAAAUUUGAACAAUUCCAGACAGCAACUUUCAUGUCACUCCUUGGCGUUGCGGAUAUUAUUUCUAGAUUCUUUACACCCUUCAUCGCUGAUAAGAUUGGAUGGGAAAACAAAACGUUUUUCUUAAUAGGUGUCUUGGCCAUGGCAUUAGGUAGAGUAAUUUUGGUUCAUACUCAGACAUAUAUUUGGGGAUUAAUUGUGGCAGUUCUAAUAGGAACAGGAAAAGGUUUAAGAACGAUUUUCAUAGCACUCGUUAUUCCAUCUUAUGUGCCUUUGGAAAGAUUGCCAGCAGCAUCUGGUUUACAAUUGGCCACCAGUGGACUACUGUUUGUUGCUCUUGGACCAGUUAUUGGUUGGAUACGAGACGCUGUGGAUAACUACGUAAUAACCCUUCAUCUACUUAACAUUUGUACUUACAUAACUGCCGUAGCGUGGAUCUCUCAAGACAUAUUUUCCAGCAAAAAGAAAAAGCAUCAGGAAGUAGAUAAGAAACCAACAAAUUCUUUUAAAACACCAAAGUAACCUCAUUAAUUUUAAUUUAUAAGCAUUUAUAUUUAAUGCAAAUUAUUGUGUUAUUUAACUCAGGUCAAUAUUGGGAUUAGCUUAUUAGGGAGUAGUUUUACUAGAUGGCAUUAGAGGUUUCGGUUGCAUGAUCAUAUUUGGAAUAUAAUUUUUUUUAUACUAUACUACCUUUGAGUAUGCGAUAUAUUGUGAAUACAAACUUAAUUUUUAAGAAGAUAAAUAAAUAUAAAUUUUUAUUGUUUUA